Molecule: messenger RNA, 2514 nt
Organism: Paecilomyces variotii
Lineage: Eukaryota; Fungi; Ascomycota; Eurotiomycetes; Eurotiales; Thermoascaceae
Product: surface antigen-domain-containing protein
Exons: 7
Coding region: 1-2514 (837 amino acids)
Biological process (GO): endoplasmic reticulum to Golgi vesicle-mediated transport; vesicle fusion with Golgi apparatus
Cellular component (GO): trans-Golgi network; outer membrane
Source: RefSeq, a predicted model, not a curated record
AUGUCGUCCCCUCUUUCCGCUGAGGAAGAUGAUAUCUUCCACCGGCUCCAGCAGCGUGCGGACCAGAAGGUGAUGGAGGAACGGCAGCAGGCUAUGAAUGAGAGGAUUCAUGCAAUCUAUCAUAAGGCGCAGUCCCGUUUGGCAGAGCUGAUCGACCAAAACUCGACCUUGCCAUGUACUAUCUCCUCGAUCCAGGUCCUGGGAGCUCCUCAUACUCGUCAUAGCUUCCUGCAACGGAUAUUUGAUCCAUUGCUGAGCGUCAACCAAGACAAGCCCUACACUCUCGCGGAUGCCCUGCGCGAGGUCUCAGCCCGCGCAGACAAGCUGAACAGAUUUGACAUCUUCCAUCAGCCAGUUUCUGUCUUCCUGGAUAAGCCCAAUGAUCCUUCGAGUUCGCCCACUGACGUCGAUGUUUAUUUGUCUGUCAGAGAGAAGUCUCGGGUCCUCCUGAAGACGGGAACCGAUCUGGGGAAUGCUGAAGGUUCUGCGUAUGGUAACCUCCUGUGGCGAAACAUCUUCGGCGGUGCAGAAAGUCUCAAUCUGAAUGCAUCUUUGGGAACACGGACACGAUCUGCGUACCAGGCUGCCUUUGAGACCCCGAUCCUCGCUGACCCGGACUUCCGCUGGGAAAUUGGCGGUAUCGCGAGCGCAACACAGAAGAGCUGGGCUAGCCAUGAGGAAGUUCUGAGAGGAGGAUGGACGAAGCUUCGUUGGCUGUCGCCAUCAGGUCAUCGUCAUGAGUUUGGCUACAACGGCUUCUGGAGACAACUCACUGGAUUGGCAGACAAGGCGUCUCCAACCGUGCGUGCAGAUGCUGGUGAUAGCGUGAAGAGCAGCAUCUCCCAUGUUUGGGUCAACGACCGGAGAGAUAACCCUCUUCUUCCGUCCCGCGGCUACUAUGCCAGGACUCUAAACGAACUUGCCGGCUGGGGUCCAUUGAAGGGAGACGUCUCCUUCUGGAAGUCCGAAAUCGAAACCCAGGGAGCCGUCCCCAUUCCCAUCCCCGGUAUUAAAGGAGACAGUGGGAUUAGUUUCACGACUGGAUUCCGUGCUGGUUUGAUUUACCCCCUGGGCCUUGAUUCCGACGCUCGUCCCCAGCUGUCCCGUAUCAACGAUCGCUUCGUCCUCGGAGGCCCCACUGACGUCCGUGGAUUCCGCCUUGCUGGCCUUGGCCCGCACGAAGGUCCUGAUGCCCUCGGAGGUGAUGUCUACGCUGCGGGAAGUGCCAACCUCCUGCUUCCUCUUCCCCGUGUGGGUGCGGACAAACCCUUCCGUCUGCAAGCCUUUGUGAACGGUGGUCGACUACUACCUCUGCGCACCUCCCAGAAGGACGCUCCCACGAACAAUGCAGAGGUGAAGGAUGCAGUGAUCUCUACUCUUUCGGAGCUUCAGAAUGGACUCCCCAGCGUGGCGGCCGGCUUUGGACUUGUGUAUGCGCAUCCCGUCGCCAGGUUCGAACUGAACUUCUCUCUACCUCUGGUGCUGCGCAAAGGCGAGGAGGGCCGGAAGGGCCUGCAGCUUGGCAUUGGCAUCAAUUUCCUUAUCCGACUUUCCACCCCCCGGCCGCAAAUGGCCCAAUACUACCCCCAACAACAGCCCUACGGGGCUCAGUCCGCGCAGAACCUCCAGUUCUUCCCUUCAUCGUAUUCCUCUGUGUCUGGACAUACCACGCCCUCUCAAGCCUCAUAUGGCGGCUACAGCAUGCCGGCUACGGGCCCCCAGGCCGCGUCGGCAUACCCCGUCGGCGGCGGAGGCGCAUACGGGGGCUUUGGAUCUCCUGCUGCAGGCGUCAGUGGCAGGAUGGGUGAGCAGGGAGGAUUAAGGACAGGAUGGCUUGCUGCGUUCGGGACGGAAGGGUACGACGGCGAGCCACCGCUGCUGGAGGAGUUGGGGGUAAAUUUCGAGCAUAUCAGGACGAAGACAUUGACCGUCCUGAAUCCCUUUGCUCACAUCGACCAGCACCUCAUGGACGACAGCGACCUGUACGGUGCGAUCCUCUAUAUCCUCCUCUACGGAACAUUCCUUCUUCUCUCCGGAAAAGUGUUCUACGGCUACAUCUACGGCGUCGCUGUAUUCGGCGCAUUCGCUCUCCAUCUCAUCCUCAGUCUCAUGUCCCCGACGCUCGACUCCGUCAACUCUCCCGUCCCCAACGCCGCAGACCCCGAUACCUACAACCCACACCAGAAGCCCAACAACGUCGGCCACUUCUCGUCAACCCUAACCUUCCCCCGCUCCGCCAGCGUGUUGGGCUACUGCUUCCUCCCGCUCGUCCUGACCAGUCUGAUCGGCAUCUUGCUCCCCAUGGACACCAUGUUCGGCUACCUCCUCACCGUCGCCGCAGUCGGGUGGUGCACGUACAGCAGCUCAGGCAUGUUCUGCGCCGUGGGCCGCAUGCGCGGAAUGAGAGGUCUAGUCGCCUAUCCUCUUGCACUAUUCUAUUUCGUUUUUGGAAUCAUGGGUAUCUUCUCCUCGAGGGGUAGCGGUACUCUAGCGGCCAAGACAAGGACGGCGUGA